GAGGAGGGGCGGGGCCGCUCCGCUGCAACAGCAAAGUUUGAGGCGAAGCCUAGCGACUCGCAGCGCCGGUCCCGCAGUUUCACCUCUUUUUUUUUUAACUCCGCCAGAGGACCCCGACCCACAGGUCCCGGUUGCUCCGCUGGUCAAAGUGCGUGCGGACUAGUUGGCAAAGUUGAGAGCGCGACGUCUCUGGGAACAGCUGUUUGCGUUCUGGGCGGAGGCGGCGCGCUGAGCUCCUUGGCCUCGAGCCAGCGAGCCUAGAAGGAGGAUGGAGGUUUUGGGCCCCAGGGGAGGACACAGAGACGGCGGGAUGGCGCAGGGACUUGAGGCUUGAGAUCCCGUCCUUCAGCUCAGGUCCCGUCGCGCUUUUACCCCUUCCCGGUGACCUCAACCCCUUUAUACCGACCCCACCUCUUUGGAGCCGGGAGUACCGCCCCGUAGGGGGAGGGGAGAGGAGGCGAUUUCGAACGCGGAUUGGAUCGUCUGGGCACCCGUAGUUGGGAACAGCGGAACGCUGGUCCCGGGGUCUGAAUAAGGUGUCCGGAUCGGAGGGAGGUUCGGGUGGGCAUCGGGCGGCUGGAAGAGCCCGACUCGUCCCGCUGGGAAAGCGCGAGUCUGAGUGGAACCCUGGACGACUUGCAGAGGGGCUGGCGCAGUCAUGGCGGACUACUGGAAGUCACAGCCAAAGAAAUUCUGUGAUUACUGCAAGUGUUGGAUAGCAGACAAUAGGCCUAGUGUUGAAUUUCAUGAAAGAGGAAAGAAUCAUAAGGAAAAUGUGGCAAAAAGGAUCAGUGAGAUUAAACAGAAAAGCCUGGAUAAGGCAAAGGAAGAAGAAAAGGCAUCAAAGGAGUUUGCUGCAAUGGAGGCAGCUGCCCUGAAAGCAUACCAAGAGGAUUUGAAAAGACUUGGCUUAGAGUCAGAAAUUUUGGAGCCAAGCAUAACACCAGUAACCAGCACUAUCCCACCUACCUCGACAUCAAAUCAACAGAAAGAAAAGAAAGAAAAGAAGAAAAGAAAAAAAGAUCCUUCAAAGGGCAGAUGGGUAGAAGGCAUAACCUCUGAGGGUUACCAUUACUAUUAUGAUCUUAUCUCAGGAGCAUCUCAGUGGGAGAAACCUGAAGGAUUUCAAGGAAACUUAAAAAAGACAGCAGUGAAGACCGUUUGGGUAGAAGGUUUAAGUGAAGAUGGUUUUACCUAUUACUAUAAUACAGAAACAGGAGAAUCCAGAUGGGAGAAACCUGAUGAUUUCAUUCCACACACUAGUGAUCUGCCUUCUAGUAAGGUCAGUGAAAAUUCACUUGGCACCCUAGAUGAAUCCAAAUCAUCAGAUUCGCAUAGUGAUUCUGAUGGGGAACAGGAAGCAGAAGAAGGAGGGGUCUCUACAGAGACAGAAAAGCCAAAAAUAAAGUUUAAGGAAAAAAAUAAAAAUAGUGAUGGAGGAAGUGACCCAGAAACACAGAAAGAAAAAAGUAUUCAGAAACAGAAUUCAUUAGGUUCAAAUGAAGAAAAAUCGAAAACUCUUAAGAAUUCAAACCCAUAUGGAGAAUGGCAAGAAAUUAAACAAGAGGUUGAGUCUCAUGAGGAGGUAGAUUUGGAACUUCCAAGCACUGAAAAUGAGUAUGUAUCAACUUCAGAAGCUGAUGGUGGCGGAGAACCCAAAGUGGUAUUUAAAGAAAAAACAGUCACUUCUCUUGGAGUUAUGGCAGAUGGAGUGGCCCCAGUCUUCAAAAAGAGAAGAACUGAAAAUGGAAAAUCUAGAAAUUUAAGGCAACGAGGUGAUGAUCAAUAGUUGCAGGAGAGCUUUUUGUACAUGCUUUUAGGACAGAAUGGAGACUUAUACAUCCAAAGUUUAUCUGUGUUUGUUUGUAAGUAUUUUGAUGCUAAAAAUUUAGAUUUAUUCUAAAUGUAUUUGAUGUGAAUUAAAAUAAAUAUUUUUUCAUGUGAAAUUUAUUUUGGUUCCUAAAAUGGAAGCCUACCGCAUUGCAUUGUAAUACAGUGUAUUAUGUUCAGUGUUUAAAAACUGCUAAUUAAGUCAUAAUUUAAGAUGCUAUGUAUCUGUUAUUUAAAACAUGGAGAAACAGGGCCUUUAUUCCAUUCAUAUUCAUAUGAGCAUAUUUAUCCUGCAUUGAAAGUGCAUUACUUUUGCACAUUGAUAUUAACUGUUGUCCAACAAAUAAGUAUCGGAGUACAUGAGAAUAUUCACAGCCCAGUGAUGAUUUGGUUCUGAGGCUGAUGUGAGAAAGCUGAUGUAAAAAAUGUAUGCAUAUUGGCUUACCUUACUCAAUUUAAAGUCAAAAGCCAACAGCCAGGAGCAGCCAGCAAACGUUGUUUAAGCAUUUUAGUUUGAACCAGGCAUUGUGUUAGGAAUCCAGGGAUAAAGAUGAAUGAAAUGUAUUUCUGUUCUUCAGGAGUUCACAUUCUAGCAUAUGCCUUUUUUCCCCCAGUCAUGCACUCUUUUUAGCAGCCUUAUAUGUACUAGAAAAGAUUUUUUAAAGUUUAUUUAAAGCUGUGUAGAUGAAGGCUUGAUCUAAAAUAGUAUAAGGUCCCCAGCUUCAGUAAAAGUUUUUAGUGUUUACUUAAAUUAGUAAUUUCUCACUUUCUGUCUGGUUAAAAUGUCUUAAAAAGUAGAAUUUUCUUCUUUAAUCCGUUUAGUAGUUACCUCCCUUUUACUUUUCAAAUUCACAAAAUUACAUUUCUCAUAAAUUGUAUAGUAUUUAACUUAUAGUUAAUAUUUGUCUUUUUAAGAUGACUGUACAUGUAAAAAAAUAGCUUAUUAAAAACUUGAUCAAAGAAUAA
Gorilla gorilla gorilla (western lowland gorilla) is the source of this 2796-nucleotide messenger RNA. RefSeq names its product WW domain binding protein 4 (gene WBP4). The coding region runs from base 659 to 1789 and encodes 376 amino acids. Gene Ontology annotation, molecular function: protein binding; RNA binding; zinc ion binding. The transcript has 10 exons. Gene Ontology annotation, cellular component: nucleus; precatalytic spliceosome. The record is from RefSeq and is a predicted model, not a curated record. Gene Ontology annotation, biological process: mRNA splicing, via spliceosome. NCBI's taxonomy places the organism in Eukaryota, Metazoa, Chordata, Mammalia, Primates, Hominidae.